Molecule: messenger RNA, 1952 nt
Organism: Cyprinodon variegatus (sheepshead minnow)
Lineage: Eukaryota; Metazoa; Chordata; Actinopteri; Cyprinodontiformes; Cyprinodontidae
Gene: ddx55
Product: DEAD-box helicase 55
Exons: 14
Coding region: 120-1898 (592 amino acids)
Cellular component (GO): nucleolus
Molecular function (GO): ATP binding; nucleic acid binding
Source: RefSeq, a predicted model, not a curated record
GUAGCGGAAGAUGGAUCGGUCCAUCGUUGUGCUCAGUCUGGCCAUGUGCUAAACUUUCACUGACUUCUAUCUAACAUCUUAUGGUUCUGCUGUAACAUUUUCUCGGUUUAUUCCCCAACAUGGAGAACAUUACAGACGGCACGUGGGACAGCUUACCUGUUCAGAUAAACCAGAAGAUUUUACAAACUCUGGAAGAGUUGAAAUUCACUCACAUGACUCCUGUGCAGUCUGCUUGUAUCCCGCUGUUCAUGAACAAUAAAGAUGUGGCAGCUGAGGCGAUCACCGGCAGCGGGAAGACUUUAGCGUUUGUCAUUCCGAUCAUAGAGCUGCUGCUGAAGCGAGAGGAGAAGCUUAAGAAAAAGCAGGUUGGCGCCAUGGUGAUCACUCCUACUCGGGAACUGGCCCUGCAGAUCAGUGAAGUGAUGGGAACGUUUAUCCAGAAGUUUCCAGAGUUCUCGCAGAUUCUACUGAUCGGUGGCAGUAACCCAGCAGAGGAUGUGGAGAAGUUUAAGGAGCACGGAGGCAACAUUGUGAUUGCGACGCCCGGCCGACUGGAGGACAUGUUCAGGAGGAAGACGGAGGGGUUUGAACUGGCCAGCGCCGUCAGGAGUCUGGAGGUUCUGGUUCUGGACGAAGCAGACAGGCUGCUGGACAUGGGCUUUGAGGCCAGCCUGAACACCAUCCUGGGCUACCUGCCCAAGCAGAGACGGACCGGCCUGUUUUCAGCCACUCAGACCCAGGAGCUGGAGAAGCUGGUGAGGGCCGGCCUCAGAAACCCCGUACGGAUCACCGUCAAAGAGAAAGGUCAGGCUGCCGCCGCCGCUGCACAGAAGACGCCGUCCCGCCUCUCCAACUACUACAGCAUCUGCAGAGCGGAGGACAAGUUCAACAACCUGGUGGCGUUUCUAAGGCAACACAAGCAUGAGAAGAACCUGGUCUUCUUCAGCACCUGUGCCUGUGUGGAAUACUUCGGCCGAGCCUUGGAGUCGCUGGUCAAGAAGGUCACCAUCCACUGCAUCCAUGGAAAGAUGAAAAACAAGCGCAACAGUAUUUUUGCAGAGUUUCGGUCUCUGAAAAGCGGGAUCUUGGUUUGCACCGACGUCAUGGCCAGGGGCAUCGACAUCCCUGAUGUGAACUGGGUCCUUCAGUACGAUCCGCCCAGCAACGCCAGCGCUUUCGUGCAUCGAUGCGGGAGGACGGCGCGCAUCGGUAACUAUGGCAACGCCCUCGUCUUCCUGCUGCCGAUGGAGGAAACUUACGUCAACUUCUUAUCUAUCAACCAGAAGUGCCCGCUGCAGAAGAUGUCUCCCAUUAAGGAUGUGGUGGACGUGCUUCCCAAAGUGAAGGCCAUGGCCCUGGCUGACCGAGCCAUGUUCGACCGCGGGAUGAAGGCCUUCGUCUCAUACGUCCAGGCAUACGCCAAACAUGAAUGUAGCCUGAUCUUCAGAGUAAAAGAUCUGGAUUUUGUGUCCUUGGCUCGCGGCUUCGCUUUGCUCCGCCUCCCAAAGAUGCCGGAGCUGAAGGGAAAAUCGUUUCCUGAAUUCGCGGAGACGACCGUGGACACAGAGACCAUCCGCUACAAGGACAAAAACCGGGAAAAGCAGAGACGGAAAAGGCUGGCUGAGCUGAAGGACAAAGAAAAGACAGAGCUUCCCAAGAAGAGCUUUGUUAAGAACAAGGCCUGGUCCAAACAGAAGACCAAGAAGGAGCGCAAGAAAAAACGGGCCGCUAAAAGGAAGCACGACGAGGACUCUGAUGUGGAUGACGAAUACAUGAAAGAGCUUUUGGAAGACACGCGCCUCCUUAAGAAGCUUAAAAAAGGCCAAAUCAGUGAGGAAGACUUUGAUCAGCAGAUCGCAAAUCGACCAAAGUCGAAGCAAGAAGCAGAAGGACCCUAAAUUAAAGCUCAGGAGGAACCAGUCGUCUGUUUAAGGGUGUUUAUUAGGAGAACA